GUAAACAAUCAGGUUUAUAGUUAUUGCCGAAACUAAAAUAUCCGGAAUUUUGAGGGCCAACUUUUAUCAUUACGAUUGCAUCUGUUUCAAAGGUAGACCAUGAAACACCGGGCGAUUCAGCUAGUAUACAAUAAUUGCAGAUCUUCCAUCGAAUCGAACUCUCAAAAUAGUUUUGCAUCGAAGUGUCGCAUAUCUGCAAGCCGCCUGGCAAAAGAACUAAAAACUGUUAUGGAAUGGUGCAGUUGCAAGUUGAAAGUUUCUUCUUAAAUGCUAAAGCUUAGUACAGAAGACGUAAAAUGAAAACCUGUUAAAACAAAACAUUUUCAGUGGUUUGAAACAAAAACUCAGUUUCUUCAUACAAGUGAAUGAAGAAUCCAUGGAAGCAAUCCACAUGACUAGUACUUGAAAACUAAGAAACAGAUAAUUCUUUCAAAUGUUCUUUUGUACGGAUUAAAAUACAAAAGAAGAGAAGGCUAUGUGAAUGACUAAAAAGAGAAAUUAGAUAAUACUUUAAGAAUGGUGUUUCUUUUAUUGGAAUGAUUUUGACUGAAAAGAAAAAAAAUCUAAACUUGAAGAUGUUGUUUAUUUUAUAGAGUAUAAUAUGAAGAGAAAAGUAUGAAUGACCGAAAACAGGAAAUAGAUAGCACUUUAAGAAUGUUCUUUCUUUUAUGGAGUAGAAGUGUAGAAAAACAUCUCAAAUGCUAAUAAAAUCCAAAUCCGCUCAUAAUACAGUAAAUAACAUUAAAAAGUGCAACUUUCAAGCAGCAUUAUUUUCUUAAUACUGCAUCCCAGCUGUUAUUGAGAGUGGAUGUAAUCAUUCCUUUUGCCACAGAAACUCACACGAGAAUGAACACAGGAGAAGGCUCAUUGUUUUGCAAGUUCUGUUCAAAGUCAUUCUCUGGGAGCGGAGACUUGACAAGGCAUUUAAGAACUCAUACUGGGGAGAAGCCUUAUUCUUGCGACCACUGCCAAAGGACAUUUGCCCAGAAAGGAACCCUAAUAAAUCACAUGAAGACGCACACUGGCGAGAAGCCAUUUACUUGUGAUUAUUGUGACAAGAAAUUUGGCCGAAAUCACCACUUGAAGAACCACUUGAGGAUACAUACGGGAGAGAAGCCGUAUGCAUGUAGUUUCUGUGACAAGACGUUUGUCAAGAACUAUAGUUUGAAAGUGCAUUUGAAGUCGCACAGGGAAGGGGAUCUUGAUGAGGGAUCACAAAAUGAAUGCAACGGAGAUUCAAGUCCAGCGGAAAAUGACUCUUGCAUCCCGGAGUCCAACUGUAGUAUGCAAAAUGAAGAUAAGUCGUAUGUUUGCACUUAUUGCGAAAAGACAUUCGCUUGGAGUGCGUAUCUGGAACGGCAUUUGAGGAUACAUACUGGUGAACGGCCAUAUACCUGCGAAUCCUGCCAAAAGACGUUCACUCAGAAAGGAGGUCUCAUGAAUCAUUUGACCACUCACACGGGAGAGAGGGCAUUUUCUUGUCAUUAUUGUCAAAAGACAUUCGUCAGGAAAGAUAACUUGAAAAUUCACUUGAGGACUCAUACCGGAGAAAGACCAUUUCUGUGCCAUUAUUGUAACAAAGGGUUUACGAAAAAUGACUUUUUGAAAAGUCAUUUGAGGAUACAUAUUGGGGAAAAGCCAUACUCUUGCGAUGUGUGUCAAAUGACAUUUGCUCAAAAAUCUAAUCUUAAUCGGCAUUUUAAAAUGCAUAUUCCUAAAAAGUCAAAGUUCACGAAGUCUGCAUGUGAGGAGGAUAUUUGUGUAGAAAAAUAGCUUAAGAAUCCGCUUGAAGCAACUAAGAGCUCUUUUUAACUGUACACAAGUAAACGAACUGAACAGCGCAUAAGAGAAUGCACAUAACAGUACGUAAAGAAAAUUAACAUAACAGCAAGUUAUGAAAUAGGUCUUGAGAAAAAUUACCUAACACAUCAAUCACUAUUAUUUAUCUUUAAAGUUAAGACUAAGCGUUCCUUUUUCUUUUUAAAAAGUAUGAAAAAGGCUUAAUGUUUUGUAAAAAUGCUGCUAAGAACAGAAAAAUAAAUGAAUAAAUAAAGCAGGGAAAAGGUUAAUAAUUGAAUAAAUAGUGAAAAAUAGAAAUAUCAAUAUGGGGAAAUAUCUCUCAAUCUGUGUAAAGUUUUAUCUAGUUAAGUGGUUGUUAUUUGUUAAAAGAUAAAUAAAUAUUCUAACAUUGAGAAAGAUUGAAUUUCAUGUGGUUUUUAUAUGUUAUGUAUAAAUAAUUUCCUUUUCACAUGAGGGAGAAGUUUUGAUUUUAAAAAAUUGUUUCCGUGCUUCAAAAACUCCAUUUGAAUUAAUUUUUAGGGUUAUGCAACUAAGUAUAUACCUGGCGUUAGAAAAUACAUGUUGGUCUGCAGGAACGUAGGCUCGUUUAGCUCUGAACAAACUUUUUGUUUUGCUUUGGAAUGUGUGCUUAAAGUAUAUCAAGAUCAUUUGCCUGAUUACUUCUCAACGCGAUCAUAUAAAAUACAAAUUAUGUAA
Messenger RNA from Uloborus diversus, 2496 nucleotides. Its product is annotated as gastrula zinc finger protein XlCGF57.1-like. Gene Ontology annotation, molecular function: RNA polymerase II cis-regulatory region sequence-specific DNA binding; DNA-binding transcription factor activity, RNA polymerase II-specific. Gene Ontology annotation, biological process: regulation of transcription by RNA polymerase II. NCBI's taxonomy places the organism in Eukaryota, Metazoa, Arthropoda, Arachnida, Araneae, Uloboridae. The transcript has 3 exons. The record is from RefSeq and is a predicted model, not a curated record. The coding region runs from base 847 to 1773 and encodes 308 amino acids. Gene Ontology annotation, cellular component: nucleus.